Messenger RNA from Heteronotia binoei (common prickly gecko), 4453 nucleotides. RefSeq names its product non-SMC condensin I complex subunit D2 (gene NCAPD2). Gene Ontology annotation, molecular function: histone binding. The transcript has 31 exons. Gene Ontology annotation, cellular component: nucleus; condensed chromosome, centromeric region. Gene Ontology annotation, biological process: mitotic cell cycle; mitotic chromosome condensation; meiotic chromosome condensation. The coding region runs from base 157 to 4380 and encodes 1407 amino acids. Lineage: Eukaryota; Metazoa; Chordata; Lepidosauria; Squamata; Gekkonidae. The record is from RefSeq and is a predicted model, not a curated record.
CUUGCCCCUUUUUCUGAACGACCAAUCAAGAACAGGGAGGUCUGGAGGUGAUUGGCCCGCUUCGUGUUCUAAAAGCUGUGAUAGGCUGGCGCGUAUUAAGGGGUCUGUGGCGCGGGACUUUUGAGCUUCAGUCUGUUUCCGGUCGCCGAGGUGGGCAUGGAUGAACUGUCCUCGGAGGCUGCUCCCGCUUGGGAGUUCCACUUGCCUCUUUCUGCUGCCGAUUUGCUUUGCAGUGAUGGACCCUCGCAGUACGCCGUGCAGGAGGUGUUGCCUGUCAGAGAGCUCCGGGAACAGCUGGCAGGAUUCCAGGCUGGACUCCGUACCCGAGGACCUCUUGCCAUCCUACAGCACUUUGAUACCCUGUACAGCAUCCUGCACCACUUCAGCAGCGUGGAAGCUGCUGUUAAGGAGGAUGCCCUGGAACUGAUGCAGAAAGUGGUGUCCAGUCACUCCAGCGCCCUAACAGCCAUCUUGGACAAUGCUGACGUGGCACCUUCACUCCGUGCUCUUCACUGCAACGCUCUCAAGAUGAACUGCUAUGUGCUUGUGCAGCUCGCGGAGGCUUUUGAAGCGGAGCCCAGCAGGAGUGGCCUGCUGGGGCUGGAUUCCAAGAAGAAGAACAAGAAGAAGCAGAGCGCCAGCUUCCUCUGGGAGGAGAAGAGGCAGCCCGUCCUACAGCUGUUUGUCCAGUUGCUGCAGCUGGACCUCCACCGUCUAUGGACCGGCUCGGUGGUGGAGGAAGAGUUCGUCAGUUUAAUGACCGGCUGCUGUUACCGCAUCCUGGAAAACCCUAGCAUCGGCAACCAGAAGCAUCGGCCCACCCGAGAGACAGCGGUUCACUUGCUCGGGGUGGCCCUCCGGCAAUACGACCACAUGCUCAAUGCCACUCUGAAGGUCACCCGGAUGCUCCAGCACUUUGAACAUGUGGUGCCAGUGUUUGUGGAGGCCGUGAGCGUGUGGGUCAAGGAGUACGGCAUGAAGAGCAUUGUGGGGGAGCUACUGAGGGAGAUUGGGCAAAAGUGCCCUCAGGAGCUGGCCCGGGACGCUUCCGGAGCAAAAGGCUAUGCCACCUUCCUCACCGAGCUGGCAGAGCAAGCACCAGCCAUUGUACUCGCCAACAUGAGCGUCUUACUGCAUCACCUGGAUGGAGAGAGCUAUGGGAUGCGCAAUGCCAUCUUGGCAGCUAUGGCGGAGACGCUGCUGCAGGUGCUGAACGGGGAGCAGUUGGAAGACGCCGCCCGCGGCACGCGGGACCAGUUUCUGGACACUCUACAGGCGCACACGUGUGACGUCAACGGGUUCGUGCGCAGCCGCGUGCUGCAGCUCUUCACCCGGAUUGUGCAGCAAAAAGCCCUGCCCCUCACUCGGUUCCAGGCUGUUGUGUGCCUCGCCGUGAGCCGGCUACAGGACAAGUCUGUAACCGUGGUUAAGAAUGCCAUUCAGCUGCUGGCGGCCUUCCUCUCCAACAACCCCUUCUCCUGCAAGCUAAGUUGCACAGAUUUAAUGGAGCUGCUCCAGAAGGAAAGGCAGAAGCUGCAAGAGUUGAGGGACAAGUACAGAACCACAGCUGCUGUGGUGAUCCCUCCAGAAGAAGAAUGGGAAGCCAUGCAGCCAGAGCUCCAGGCAACAGUGAAAAGCUGUCUUGGCUCCCAGCCACAGGGCGAAGAAGCAGGCGACCCUGAGGCAGAGGACCCGGCACAGGUGUCCGACAAGAUUGUCCAGCUAUUGAGAAAAUCCAGUUACAAGGAUGCUGUACUCCUGGCGCAAGGAGCCGUAUGCCUUUUCCAGGAGGCGGGGCCAUCGGUCAGCCGCUCAAGCACAGAGAAUGAAGAAGACUUACUCCUGCGGCUAAUGAGAACCCUCUAUACAGGUUCCCAGCCAGGAGGAGGUACCCACGAACCCACAGGUGAGGCAGAGAAUGUAGGAGGUGAAGAGCAAGGGGCCGAGGAGCAACCAUCAAGUGAACUGGUGAAGCAGGAGAUGCUGGUACAAUACCUACAAGAUGCCUACAACUUUUCAGUAAAAAUCACAGAUGCCAUGGGCCUGAUCUCAAGGAUGAUGUAUGAAAGUUCAGUCUCUGUGGUGCAAGAAGUCAUCGAAUUCUUUGUCAUAGUCUCCCAGUUUGGCAUCCCUCAAGCUGUCCUGGGAGUCCGCCGAAUGCUCCCGCUCAUAUGGUCGAAGGAGCCAAGAAUCAGGGAAGCUGUGCUGAAUGCCUACCGGAGGCUCUACCUGAAUCCUAGUGGGGGCUCGGCAAGGGCUCAAGCCCACAGCCUGGUGCAGUCCCUGUCUCUCCUCAUGGUGGAUGCAUCAUUGGCGACCAUCCAGUGCCUUGGAGAAAUUAUUUCAGAAUUUAUGCAGAAAGAUGAAAUAAAACCUGCUGUGGUCCAGCUGCUGUGGGAACGGUUCACAGAAAAGUCCCCGUGUUCUGUCCUGGAGCGCCGUGUGGCCAUUAUGCUUCUGGGGAUGAUGGCACAGGGGAAGCCUGAGAUCAUUGGGAGCAACCUGGAUGUCCUGGUAAAGACCGGCCUGGAUGAGAGAGUGCAUGAAAACUAUCGCCUUGCCCAGGAAGUGUGUAAUGCCAUCUCCAAGAUGGUCAGCAGUCAGAAGCCUGCCCUGGGGAAAAGUGACACUCCCUUCCGGCUCCCACAGUCACACCUCCUCUUUGAGCACCUGAGCCAGGCUAUAACCGUGGGCUUUGCUGGCUCCAGCCCACACUGGAUCCCUUUCACCGAAAGGGCCGUCGCUCUCAUCUACCAGCUGGCGGAAGGGCCCGAGGAAAUAUGCGCUCGGGUCUUGCAGCAUUGCAGCCAGCAGGCCCUGGAGAAGCUGGGCGAGCCGGAAGGGGCAGAAGCAGAACCGGGAUCUUCUCCCACGGGAGGCACCGGCGACUCCAGCUCUGUCAGUGCUCUGCUGCUGACCCACCUGGUCUCCCUCGCAGGGGACGUGGCCUUGCAGCAGCUCGCACAUCUGGAACUGGCGGUGAGCGCAGAGCUGCGCAGGCGCCGAAUCCUUAGGGAAGAGCAGGAGAUGAAGGAACGUGCUGACAGCAGCAAGAAGAAGAAGGAGAGGGCCAAGAGCACCGGGAACGAGACCACUAUGGAAAUGGAGCUUGGCUUGACCGGGGCCUCCGCUGAAGACACCGAAGCGGAGCUCAUCCACAGCAUUUGCGAGACAGAGCUGUUGGACGGUAAGCAGCUGCUUUCCGCCUUUGUUCCCCUGGUGCUCAAGAUAUGCAACAAUCCAGGCCACUACAGUGAUCCUGCACUUUCGGCCGCUGCUGCGUUGGCCCUUGGCAAGUUCUGCAUGAUAAGUGCAGAAUUCUGCGAUGCUCACUUGCGGCUCUUCUUCACGAUGAUGGAGAAAUCCACCCUCUCCAGCGUGCGAGCCAACCUCAUGAUCGCCGCUGGAGACUUGGCCAUCCGUUUCCCAAACCAGGUGGAGCCUUGGACUCCCCACCUGUACGCCAGGCUGCGGGACCCUUGCCAGCACGUGAGGCGGACGGCUGCGAUGGUCAUGACUCACCUGAUCCUGAAGGACAUGGUGAAGGUGAAGGGCCAGGUGAGCGAAAUGGCCACUCUUCUCAUCGAUCCUGAAGAAGAGAUCGUGGCAUUGGCUCGGAACUUCUUCACUGAGCUUUCCAGCAAGGGUAACGCCGUGUACAACUUGCUUCCGGACAUCAUCAGCCACCUCUCGGAUCCCGACUCGGGCAUCGACGAGCAGCCGUUCCGCACCAUCAUGAGGCAGCUCUUCUCCUAUAUCACGAAAGACAAGCAGACAGAGAGCUUGGUGGAAAAGCUUUGUCAGCGGUUCCGGACCGCCCGAACGGAGCGUCAGCACCACGACCUGUCUUUCUGCCUGACCUUGCUCCCGCUCACAGAGCGAAGUCUCCAUAAGAUGCAAGACAACUUCGACUGCUUUGGGGACAAGCUGCAGGACCCGGCUGUCUACAGCUGCUUUCAGGCUGUCCUGGGCCGCCUCCGACGGUUGUGCACGAAGCCAGAGAUGAAGACCCUCGUCGAAGAAUUUGAGCAGAAGCUGCAGAAGUGCCACAACAGGGGUCUGGAUGCUCUCACCAAUACCCCCAAGGGGUCCACGUGCCAAGACAGCAGCGGCAGGCCGGCAACCCAGACGACAAAGCGGACAGCAGCAAGCUCUCGUCGCCGGCAGCAGCUGCGGGCUGCCAACCGAGAGCUAGACUCUUCUUUCGUCACUCCCGAGCCCCGCGUUUCCAGAGGCCGCAGGAAGACUUCCAGGCAGAAGGCUUGCAUCAUCUUCUCUAGCGAUGAGGAAAACAGCCCAGAAGAAGCUGAACUAGUGGAGGAGGAAACACCGAGCAAAACAACUCCCAUUUCCCGUGCAUCAGCCCGCCGUGCCCAGUGAUGGGAUCCCCUCGUCUUUUGGAAACACUUUUAAUUCUUUCAUAAUAACGAAUAAAGAUUGCUGAGUUUCUCAA